Messenger RNA from Didymodactylos carnosus, 2706 nucleotides. NCBI's taxonomy places the organism in Eukaryota, Metazoa, Rotifera, Eurotatoria, Philodinida, Philodinidae. The record is from the annotation of a GenBank genome assembly.
AUGAGCGCUAGAAGGACGUUGGUUGACGGUAGUAGUCAUACAGAUGAUAAUAAUAACAAAGCAAAAGAUAUCAAUGGAAUAUCUUCAUCUACAUCAUUAAAACCAAAGUCUGAUGAUGAUGAAACCCAUAAUAAACAAGCAAUUGAAAAGUUGUCGGCUCAGAAGAAAGCUACUGCGCCAUUGCUAUCAGAUAGUGUACAAACGAAAGCCAAAGACAAUGAAGGAAAAGCUAAAAAACGAAAGAAAAAACAUAAAUCAUCUUCAACAAUCAAAGAGAAAGAUGAUGAGCAAAAACGUUCACAUCGUCAUCGGUCUGAAGCAAAAACAACAAGCGCAAACGUAACAAAUCUCCCGUUAUCAAAACAAUUGACUGUUCAAAAACAAAAUUUGUCAAUAGUUACACAUGAUCGUCAACAAACUUUCGACUUAUAUGAUGAUAUUGAACCGACAACAUCUACAAUACAAAAAACAAAUAUCUCACUCGAACAUUCGCCUCCACCGAUCAUGCCGACAAUAUUACGUAAUAAUUCUAGAAAUACACAGCGUGGCCCAAUUCUAUCACAUUUUGAACAGUUAGUUCCUUCAGUUAUUCGCAAUAAUAAUAAAUUAUCGAGCAGUACUUCAGUAGCGGCAAAUUAUGAGCCAAAUUUGAAAAAGUUUCGUGUGGAAGGGCAAGUAUGCAUAGGUCCUCAGCCACAACCAGCAAUAGCCGAUGAAGAAAGAAAAUUCGAAGAACAAAUAGCUCUAUUAGAAGCAAACAGUAAUAAUAUGAAAUGGGAUAGUAGUAACACAAGUGGCAGUGAUGAAGAUAAACAUAUUGAAAAAAUAUGUAAAAUGAAUCAUACAGAAACAAUCAGUGGUCCCAUUCAAUUUAAAUUUAAUCGUAGAAAAAGUCAGUUACUAAAAACUUCGCCGAUAACAGCCAGUCCUACGUCAGCAUUGUCGACCGAGAUAAAAACGAAAACAAAAAAGCAUCCAAAAUCUGCAUCAAAUGCCGAUUCACCAAAUAAAACAUCUACACGGCAUUCAUCAUCGUCACAGUCAUCAAGAAAUUCUUCACCUUCACGAACCAAGACAAAAAAACGAAAAAAAUCCGUAGAUCAGCAAAAGAGGAAAGAUGAUAAGAAACAUCAUCAUCACGAAGUGAAAAAAGAGCAUGACGAGAAAAAUGUUUCCAAAGAAGAUCAACAAGUUGACAACUCUACAUCAAAAGAAGUUUUAUUAAAUAAAGAAAAAACGAGUGGAGAUCAUGAACAAAAAUCAAUACGUCGCUCAACACGAUCAAGAACAUCAACAUCUCGUUCCAGCAGUCGUUCAAGCUCACGUUCGAGAUCACACAAAAAAUCAGGUGAAAACACUAAAAGGGGCAAAGGCCGUGGUCGCGAUGGUAGAAAUUCCAGACAACAACGAGGUCGUGGUGCUACAAAUGCAAGGGGUCGAGAUCGAUCUAAUUCAAAAGAUUUGAGAUUAAAUACAAGACGACCCCCUACACCUGUUCGAAAUGGAAAAUAUAAUAUGAACUUGACUCGUAAUAUGAAAAAGAUUCCAGUUAAAAAGAAUCCUAUUCCCAAAAUGGAAAAGCAGAACAGUAUAUUAUCAACAACAAACACAAAUACAGAUGCGAGUAAAUCACUUGUUAAUUCUCUCCCAACGAAUGACACACCAGUAUUGAACCCUGACAAUGGUGCCAUGCCAAUAAUAAAACAAGAAACAAUAGUUCUUACAGUUACUAACAAUCAAAAACAGUUGAUGGGAAAGAAGAGAGGAAAUGCAAAUAAAAAUCAAACACAGCAGCUGGCAGAAUUUGAACCAAUGAUUGGUCCUCAAUUGCCGCCGGAAUUAGAAAGAAAACUCAGCAAAGAUCAUCAAUUUACACCACCCGAUAUGGAUGCUUUAGAAAAUUUAGAAGUUUUUAAAGAUUUGCAAUAUCGUGCUGAAAUUCAUGCAGCUAAAAAUCAUGGUGAAAUAACCGAAGCGCAGGCCCAGGAGCUAAUUCAACAACUCGAAAACCAAAAGGCAUUCGUUCCUACGUUGGAUGUUUCCUUUUUACCAACUCAAUCUCCACAACAACCUACGCCCCUCUCUGCAAUAGCACUUGGUCCUAGUCCAACAAUAUCUAUGUUUCCUAUACCAUUACAAACUAAUACAAUUCCAUCGUCUACUUCCUCUCUUAUUUUUGACCAGCAAUCGUCUCCAUCCAGUACACCGUCUUCUAAUGAUAAUACGAGUAAUAUCAGCUAUAAUCAGCCAACAGCAACAACAGUUUAUACACAAGACGGUCCAGCAAUUAUAGUUCCAACAUCAACCAAUCAUCAUCAGAUACAAAUUAAUGGACAAACUGUUCUUAUACAAUCACAACAACCGCAACACUCUGUAUUAAUGCCAAGUACUCAUCAACCUCGAAUAUUUGCUAUACGCACUCCACAAGGCGCUAUUCAACAUGUAAUUGAAUAUCAACCGACACAAAUUGUACCACAGCCACAGCAAACACAGUACAUUCCAAUGAUUCGUCCAAAUGUUGUUCAACAAUUUCAGUUACAACAACAACAACAACAAAUUUUACAAGCUUCGAUGGCAGCGCAACAUGGUGUAUGUGGGCCAAUCUUACUACAAAAUCAAAUGGGUCAACUAGUUUUAGCUCAUCCAGCUCAGCAGCCGGCCGCUCAAGCGAUUCGUUUAGUUCAUGUUCCUUAUCUGUCGAAAUAA